AUGGACCUCAACUUACUCAUAUAUGUCGAUGAUAUAACCCUCAUGAGUUCAGAUGCCACUUUGAGUACUACCAUAAAGGAUUUUUUGGAGACAAAAUUUAGAAUUAAGGACCUCAGCUCACUUAAAUACUUCCUUGGCAUGGAAGUGGGAUGCUCACAAACUAGCAUCCAACUUAGCCAACAUAAAUACGCGUUGGAAAUUCUCUCUGAGACAGACAUAUUGGCAUCUAAGCCUUCUCCCUUGCCGGUGGAACCCAACAUCAAACUCAAAAAGAAUGAAGGUGAAGUCUUUCCUGACCCUGCCCUUUACCGAAAAUUAGUUGGUAAGCUCCUUUAUCUAACCAACACACUGUCAGACCUGAGUUACAAUAUUAAUUUGCUUAGCCAAUUCAUGGAAAACCCACGUGUUCCUCAUUAUGAUGCCAUCAUCAAAGUGCUCAAGUAUGUCAAGAAUACUCCAAGACAGGGCAUUUUCUUCCCUGCUAGUUCAACAAUGGAGCUCGUUUACUCAGAUGCUAAUUGGGCCAACUGCCCAAACACAUGUAGAUCAACCACUACAUUUUGCGUGUUCAUUGAUAACUCUCUGGUCUCAUGGAAGUCCAACAAGCAUAACACUAUCUCAAGGUCAUGUGCUGAGUCCAAAUACAGAGCAAUGGUUGUAGUCGUAUGCAAGCCCACAUGGUUUCGCUACUUACUUUCUGACCUAUGUAUCACCAUCAAAACACCUGCUACUCUAUAUUGUGACAACACGGCUGCCCUAAACAUUUUCGCGAGCCCUUUUUUCACGAGUGCACAAAGCAUAUUGAGCUAG
Molecule: messenger RNA, 810 nt
Organism: Carya illinoinensis
Lineage: Eukaryota; Viridiplantae; Streptophyta; Magnoliopsida; Fagales; Juglandaceae
Exons: 1
Coding region: 1-810 (269 amino acids)
Source: RefSeq, a predicted model, not a curated record